Molecule: messenger RNA, 4425 nt
Organism: Cladocopium goreaui
Lineage: Eukaryota; Dinophyceae; Suessiales; Symbiodiniaceae
Source: the annotation of a GenBank genome assembly
CCGCGCAGAGCUGUCGCGAUGCCACUGACGUUGCCGAUCUCUAAAUCCCAACGACAGCUACAGAUACAGUCGCUGCCUGCGGAGCAGCGCGCAGUCCAACUGAGUACCGUGAAGGCGCUCUUACUUAAUGCCAAAUGGCUCAUGGAGCCUGACGGUUUGGCCCGGGCAGAGCUCACCCAGAUUUCAACAGGGCGGUUCACCAGGUGCUACACCGCUGCGAAUCAUUACUUCCAUCCCUACGACCAUGUGCAGUUCACCGCUGUUAGAGCUGCUGGCAAGGCUGACAUUGACAGGACGCCAGGCCGUUCAGCUUCUGGGUCGCGCUGCCGGCGAAUUGAAGAGAUCAACGAGUUGGGUCCACUGCUCAUCACAGACGUGCGAGGUCCCAGGGAAUUCAUUGUGAAAUUGGAUAGCUUGGACUGCGAAGAAGAUGGUUUUGGUGGAGUAGCAGCUGUGCCCGUCAACAUGUACAAACUUUGCUCCGAAGUUGUGAUCCCUGCAACAAUUUGCACCGAGAAGAUUUGUCGGGUCAUCCAAAGUGAAGAUUUGACGAAACUGAGUGCUGCUCUUGCUUCACAGAGCGACUUCACUCUGUUGCAAGGCGUACAGCUCAGCACUGGUCUGAGACUGCCCGCAGGUUUGACAUUGCAUGGCCGUCUAGCAUUGAAUGGUUAUAUUCGGAAACUUCAUUGGGAGGCCACGCUGCGCGAAGCCCAAAGUUGGUUCAGCUCGCCGCGGCGCAACCGAGACUGGGAAGCGGUGAGGAGUGUGGACGCAGGGGCCAGCGAGUUGGAAAACAAGCUGCAGGACUUCGAGAAAGUUGCAGCUGGGGACUACUUGGUCUUCAGAUCUGGCAAAUCCUUUGCAGAAAUCUGCCAUGAGGGUUUGGCUGCCAAUGCCUACGUAUCACACUUCUGGGGUCAGCCCUGCAUCGAUUUACUGAAGAUUUUGCAGCACUAUGCUGACACGAUGGCACCGCAAGGGUCUGACCCAGCCUAUUGGAUUUGUACCUUUGCCAACAAUCAGCAUCGUGUGGACCUGGGAAGUCAUUGGAAAAAGAGCCCUUUCUAUCAGGGUAUGUGUGGCUUGACAACCACUGGUGGUUCUGUGCUAAUGGCAAUGGAUUCUAUUGCUUCCACUUUGACCAGGAUCUGGUGCAUCUUUGAGAUUUAUGUUUGUGCUGAGCUCAAUCUGCCCUUGCGGCUCUUUUCUCCGGACGGAGACCUGUCACAAUGCCAGGGCCGUGCUCGUGCAAAAAUCAUCACAGAGAGGAUCACUCAGUUAGAUUUUCGAAGAGCCGAAGCCUCGGUAGCUGCAGACAAAUCCAUGAUCCUGAAGGCCAUUGAAGACUUGGAUGGCGGCCUCGAACGGGUGGAGUGGACGGUGAAACAGUUGGUCAGUGACUUCGCAUCCUUCCUCUAUGCGAGCCAUCGUGCUGAGCAUCCCGUUACAGGUGAGCCACUGAGCCUGAAUGAGGAGGAGGGAGACAUGUUUCCUUGCCGCAUUCGCGGCCGCACAUGGUCCACCCUUCUGCGAAGAAAAGGCUUGAGCCUGGAGGCGAUUUCGCAACAACUGCAGGGAGGCGCCUUGUUCGUUUUGGAAGGCCCUGGUGGCAGUGGGAAAUCUGUGGUAAGUAAAGCCUUGGCGAAGCAUGCCAUGAAGUCUGGUGUGCUGUCGCUGCGAGUGCCUGUCUCUCAGUUGGCAAAGGUGUGGGAAGAUCACUCGCAACAACAACGAUCAACAGCCACAACAGCGACAGGUCGUAGCAAUGAGGAUUUGCUGGUGCUCUGGGGCCGUCGACGUUUUGGCAAAGCUGCAACCAGAUUGGCCAAACCCAAAGAUCCUAUCAUUCUAAUUUUGGAUGGCUUGGAUGAAGCAGGAAAUCAGCGCGAAGCCAUCAUGUCUUGGCUCAAACACCACGUACGGCAUCGAGAAAACUCACAGAUCUUCAAAGGCAUUCUCGUUACUUUCAGAUAUCCAGAGGUAUCGAAUCGCUCUGGUUUGCUCCGCUUGGGUUUCAGCUUCCUUGAAAUCGAACCGCUGUCCUUGAAGGAUGUGGUCAAAGCGGCGCGGAACAGCGGACAAGAGUGGAGGGUAUCUAUCGCAUUAGGUGGAAAGGGCUUGAAGGCUGAACUGUGGGAUCGUCCAUUGAUGGCCGCACUUUUCAUCGAUUUGGUGUCCACCGGAGCCCGACUGGCCACUAUUGAUGAGAUUGGAAUCCUGCGUUACUUCUUUGAGAAGUUGUUGCCUCCAGACUGUGAAGCUCUGCAACAGACAUUGACAGGCCGAGCGGCGGGAUCAGGCUCAAGCAUUCUGGACAAUCCCAUGGAUGUUGGUGAAGAACAGCUGAAGAGGAUACUGAUGAAACUAGCUUGGCUGAAGACUGUGGACGGCAGCCGCAUUAUCCAGGAAGAAGAUCUUCGUCGUGCGUUUGCUGCGUGUGGUUUGGAUUGCAAGGUCCAAGUAACAGCUUUCUGGCACGCUGCAAGCCAGGGUCAGUUGCGACUCUUGGAUCAUGGUGAAGGAUUUCUACAGUUUCUGCACUUGAGACUGCAAGACUUUUUAGCAUCGGAGUACCUUUGGUCCAUGGGCGAUUGGCAAGCUCUGCGUUGCGUCAGCGGUGCGGGAUACCGGGGCGAGGCAGCUGAUGAUGCAAGAUACAAAGGUGCGCGACGCUUGUUGGUGGAACUGCUGCGAGAUGGCUCUUGCCGUUCGGAGGCCCCGGACAGCAACGAAGCAUGGUACUUGCUUUGUUGCGCCGCAAUGUCCAACUCGGUGGAGGGAGUGCGCUGUGCUUUGCGACUCACUUCACAAUCACCGGACGCUGCUUGGCAGGUUCUGGGUCGCACCGUCUUUGCCCCGUUGCUACCGUAUUUGAAGGCAGCACCUGAGUUGGUCUCGGCUGCACGCUGGUCUGACAUGUUUCGACUUUUGAACUGGAAUGGAGCUUUAGCCAAUGGUACUUUGGGUAUGGGUGCUGCUGGCGGACCUUCUGUUGUCGCUAUUGUUGUCUUAUGUCUUGGUUGGCCAAGGGUCCAUCUUCAAUAUGUCUGGCUGCUCCACGUUUUUGUUGGUCUGUCGGGCUUUUUGUGGAUGGCCUGGCUGAGUCUGGUGCUACAGCUUUUGUUCUUAUACUAUGGACGUCUUGGCGGGAAUGUGUACAGCCUCCUGGUGCUUUUCCGAUUUGACUGGGACUGCUAUAGGUUGCACAUCAUGGGCUAUGGGCGAGUCAAGUUGCGAGCUGAUGAUGUCAACUUCAACCUCAUCCUGUACAUGGGAUUCUGGAAAGGCUUGCUCGUGCCACCCUUCUGGGCGAUGUGGGCAUGGACAAGAUUUCGAAAUUUGAUUCUGAAGUGUAUCUUUGUGUUCUUGGGUCUCCUGAUGGGAAACAUUUGCACCUUGCUUCAUACAGCGAUAGGCAUUCUGUGCGCCUUCCCCCUUGAGAUGAUCGGAAUGUACUGUCUCUUGCCUGCCCAUUGCCUUUUUCAGAUCCUCUGCAGUGCCGCUUCCGGGCAUAUUGCAAGUCGGAUUGGAACUGCUGUGCGUUCUGCUUUGCCCGCGCAGAUCAUUGGCUCAUGUGAUGAGGAGAAAUGCACUCCGAGUUCCAGCCGUGAAAGCAGCCGUGGGGUCAUGCCUGCCAUCCGUGCACAGGAUUUGCUUCGUGCAGGCCUUGACUUUUGGACACAAAAACCGGCAGAACAAUCUCCGGAAACUCUUCACAGUGUGACUCCUUCACCCGAAGACCUGUCUCCGACUGAUCGACUACUACGAGCGUUGCGGAGAUCUUACAGCCGACAGCCUCAGGACACGGAUGAACUUUGCUGUCAGUGCUUUCCAGGGAAGUUGAUCUGAAUCGCAAGCAGUUGCCGUCGAGUCCUCACCUUGAGCUCAGGAAGUCGCAAAACAUUCCCUGUGCUCAGAUUAGCUCUUGGGGGCUGAUGUUCAUGUCGAAAUUCUAUUGACUUCACGGGUCUCGUCCAACUUUUACUAGAUUGAGGCGAGGAAAUACAGCAUCGAAGGUCUUGAGAGCUGGAGACGUGCGGCUGAAUUGUUCUAAGUCACCUGUAUUCACCAUGAAGAUUGACUGGGACCUGGUGCAUGAUGCUGUUCUUAGCGCUGGUUACACUUGGGAGCAUGGUCCCAGCAUGGUCGUGAUCCUUUGGUGCCAGCAUUUCAAGAGCCUUUGUGAAGACUGCUUCUUGGACGCUUCGCCACAACUAUUGCAAGGCAGGAGAUUGGAAUUGACCUGGUGCAUGUCGUGCCCAACCUUUUUCUGAAGCCUCAGCGAUAUGAGCUGUGAGGAUGUGACAAUUUGUUUCUUGUCAACUCCUGGGUUUCUUCCUUGCGCCAACAAAGUCUUGGCUGGGCGAGAAAGUUGCCAGGUCGAUGAAGGCCUGAUAAAAGGAGCCUUUUGGCGCGGUGUCA